Molecule: messenger RNA, 1430 nt
Organism: Anopheles nili
Lineage: Eukaryota; Metazoa; Arthropoda; Insecta; Diptera; Culicidae
Product: zwei Ig domain protein zig-8-like
Exons: 8
Coding region: 1-918 (305 amino acids)
Biological process (GO): synapse organization
Cellular component (GO): neuron projection membrane
Source: RefSeq, a predicted model, not a curated record
AUGUUUAAUCAAUUACUCUUCUAUGUUGGAGUCUACACACUACUGUUGCAAAGCAGAAAUGAAGUUUCCGUCAGCUCAAGCAUGAUGACCACCACAACUGAGGAGUCUGCUGCCUUGCAGCCGUAUUUUGAUUUUGACGUUCCUCGCAAUCUCACCGUAACCGUAGGUCAAACCGGUUUCUUGCACUGUCGAGUCGAGCGCCUUGGGGAUAAAGAUGUUGCUUGGAUCAGAAAGCGAGAUCUACACAUACUUACAACGGGAGCGUCGACAUAUACUUCGGAUCAACGCUUUCAGGUGAUCCAUCAGGACAGUUCUGUCAACUGGACGCUGCAAAUAAAAUACCCACAAGUUCGCGACUCUGGUGUGUACGAAUGCCAAAUCAACACCGAACCUAAAAUGUCGUUAUCAUACGAGCUGAAUGUCAUCGAACUACGAGCGAGAAUUCUAGGUCCUGCGGACAUUUUUGUAAAAUCUGAUAGCGAAAUCACUAUGACAUGCGUUAUCCAGCAGGGACCACAUGAGCUAGGGACAAUUUUUUGGUACAAAGGACACUCACUUAUAGAGCCUGGGGCUCAAGAGAAUGACUUACAUGCUAGUGAAAAUCGUCGAAUCACCGUAGAAACAGACUGGACGGAUGUUUUGACAUCUAGGUUAAAAAUCAAAAGGGUUGUACAAAGCGAUACUGGAAAUUAUACCUGUGUUCCAACGAUGGCCAAAUCUGCAAGCGUCUACGCAAAUGUGAUUAGCGGUGAACACCCGGCUGCAAUGCAGCACAAUGCAGCAGCAUCAAACUCUCUGCCACUGUUGCUGCAUACGGCAUGUAUUAUACUAUUAUGUCACGUAGUAUCAAUAAGGCAUCUACUAGACAAACUCAGACUGACGGAUCGUUUGUUGGUCGAAGCCAAGGAUGUGAGAUGAAGCAGGGCGAACCCCUGUACCUGGCAGUGUCAUACCUUAAGCGAUCGAUUUCCGGAUGACCUAAUCCAUAAAGGUCUACCCAACGGAAGUGUGCUAAUGCAACAAAAAUAGGUAUACGCUGAAGGAACCAUGCCAAGUUCAGGGAACAUUUCAGCCCUAGCACUCUGUACCGUUUCAUACGUCACGGAUCACAUUUCUUCACCACAUGAUCUUCGUUUCUUCAUCGCAUUCCUUGUCAUGGUUAUAGAUUGGCAUCAAUGCCCUAGCUGCACUGUGCACAAGAACACUGUUAAUAAAGAAAUCAAAUUUCCUAAAAUCAUCUUCCACGACAGAUACUAGGUGAUACUUAGUGCAACCGACUCGAACAGGAAUCCUCACGUCCUUGCAGUCGAUCUCGGGAUAUACCAUAGCAGCGAAUUUGAAAAUACAGAAUUAGACUCUAUCCACCAGUAGAUUAGCCAAAUAGACACUCCCUCAACAACAACCUGUACCUUGUAACAGCAAAAUCGGUG